Molecule: messenger RNA, 1173 nt
Organism: Morus notabilis
Lineage: Eukaryota; Viridiplantae; Streptophyta; Magnoliopsida; Rosales; Moraceae
Exons: 4
Coding region: 1-1173 (390 amino acids)
Source: RefSeq, a predicted model, not a curated record
AUGUGGAAUGGAGGGCAUUCGAAUGCGUCGCCUAACAACCCAGUGAGCGACGACUCGGAUGAUGAAUAUGAGGCAGCUGCCGUCGCGGCUGUCCUCUGGUAUUACCACACAUACAUGGAGAGACCCCCACCUCGACCUAAGCACACCUCCGCGUUGACAGGUAUUAUGCGUGUUGAUUACUUACUUGAUGGCCACGAUGACAUAAUUCGGAAUAAGAUUAGGAUGGGCAGUGACUGUUUUAAGCGUCUUAGUUCACUACUAGAAGGUAGAGGACUACUGAGACCCACUAGGAAUAUGAAUGUAGACGAACAGCUUUUUAUCUUCCUAUAUAUUGUCUCACAAAGCCAAAGCAAUAGGGAAUCACAGGACCAAUGGCAGCAUUCGGGAUCCACCAUUUCCAAAUACUUCCAGGUAGUAUUGGAUGCAAUAUUUAACCUGCGCCAUGAUUUUAUAACACCCCCGAAUUAUAACAUUACUGAUCCAGUCAUUGCGGCGCAUGGAAGCAAGUAUUUGCCAUGGUUUCAGAAUUGCGUUGGAGCCCUUGAUGGGACUCACGUCCCUUGUGUUCCACCACCCGCUGGAUGGGAGGGCUCUGCCCAUGAUGCGCGCGUUCUUGCGGAUGCAACAAGUACAAGAGAUAAAAAUUUCCCAAAUCCACCGCCAGGGAAAUACUACCUUGUAGACUCUGCCUACGCGAAUACCAAUUGUUUCUUGGCGCCGUACCGGGGGAGCACAUAUCACCUUCAAGAGUAUAGGGCAAGACGUGGCCGUCCUCGAACUCAGCGUGAGUUGUUUAAUUAUACGCAUUCGUCCCUAAGAAAUUCUAUUGAGUGCACUUUCGGUGUUUGGAAAGCACGGUUCCGCAUACUAAAGUGCAUAAAUAAUUACCCAAUAGAGAAACAGAUACAAAUUCCUGUUGCUUGUGCCGUGCUUCACAAUUUCAUACAUAUGUACAACCAUAACGACGAGCUACUAAACCAGUACACACGAGACGGAGUACCAGUUGUUGAUAUUGAUCCGGAGAAUGCGGAUCAAGAUGUUAAUCAGAAUCACAAUCCUGAUCGGGCAAUGGAACAAAAUCACAACUCUGCAAAUCGUAGGGAAAUGAAUAUUUUAAGGGAUGAGAUGGCUGCUAGCAUGUGGGGGGCAUUAGAAGCAUAUCGCAAUCGGUAG